CUAUCUUGUAUUUCUCCUUUACCAUACUUAAACCAAAAUUUCCAUUUCCAUUUGAUAUUGGUGAAUGGUGAUGGAUCGCUCACAAGUAGAAAUAGAAGAACAAGGGUUGGGUGCCAAUCCGUACGGUCUAUUGUUGAAGGCGCUAACAUUAAUACCCUCUUGGCACUACUUUUUGGCCUUUCUCAUUCUCUCCCUCCUCUUUCUCUACAAUUUCUUGGAAUUCCAUUUCCUCCAGGAUUUGUUUUCCGGAUUCAGAGGACAUCCCGUUUCCUUAACUUACAACCCUUGCUCCGUCAUCCACGACGCCGUCGUUUCCAAUUGCCGCGUUCUCCGUGGCCGGUAUUGUGCGACGCCAUGGCUUUCUAGCCCUCAUGUACAGACUGUUUUUCUCAAUUUCAAUGGGAGGCCUCCUGUUUUUAGCUACAGAAGACAACUGUUUUAUACUUCUGACGGUGGAACCAUUGCUCUGGAUUGGCUAAUGAAAUGUGAUGUUUCAGGAGGUGCUUUACACAUGAAUAGUUCUAUUUCUAGAAAUGAAACUACUCCUAUCAUGGUAGUGGUUCCUGGAUUAACAAGUGAUUCAUCGUCAGCUUACUUAAAGCAUCUUGCCUUCAAUACAGCAAAACAUGGCUGGAAUGUAGUUAUUAGCAAUCACCGAGGGUUGGGUGGUGUUUCAAUAACUUCUGAUUGCUUUUAUAAUGCUGGAUGGACGGAGGAUGUACGUGUGGUUAUUAAUCAUCUUCAUAAAGAAUACCCUAAGGCUCCUUUAUUUGCUGUUGGAACUAGCAUCGGUGCCAAUAUUCUGGUAAAAUAUCUUGGGGAGGAUGGAGAGAAUGUUCCUGUUGCUGGUGCUGUAGCUAUAUCCUCUCCUUGGGACCUUUUGAUUGGUGACAGAUUUAUAUGCCGCAGGCUGGUGCAAAAGCUUUACGAUAGAGCUCUUACUAUUGGCCUUCAAGGUUAUGCACAAUUACACCAGCCUCUCUAUUCUCGUCUUGCUAACUGGGAAGGCAUAAAAAAGUCACGUUCUAUUCGAGAUUUUGACUGCCAUGCGACCUGCCUUGUUGGAAAAUUUGAGACUGUGGAUACAUACUACAGGCGCUGUAGUAGUGCUAGUUAUGUGGGAAAUGUGUCAAUACCACUACUCUGUAUCAGUGCUUUGGAUGAUCCAGUCUGUACAAGGGAAGCUAUCCCUUGGGAUGAAUGCAGGGCAAAUAAAAAUAUUGUGUUGGCUACCACAAAGCAUGGAGGACAUCUAGGAUUCUUUGAAGGAAUAACUGCAUCUGGCCUCUGGUGGGUAAGAGCAACUGUGGAAUUUCUUGAUGUUCUACACUCUAGCCCAUAUAUGCAUGUACAAAAGAAGAUGCAGAAUUCUGGUCCACAUUCAGCAUUGGACUCUACAAUUGAUCAGGGUCCAUAUGUAAAUAUUGCAGAAGAUGGAAUGGUGGCUGCAAUGUGCAAUGAGCAAAAUAAAGAUGACUCAAUAGAGGAAAUAUCUGAACUGCAGAACAUUCAUUAUGAAAAAGAUAAUAAAAUGGUUUCUGAUGCAAAACAGGAUGAGUGCUCCACAAAAGCAAAGGAUGAUUCUUUCCCGGUCAUAGCAGACACCACCAAACAUGCCACUAGUGUCCAGGAUGUCAAGCCACUUGAUGUAAUUUCUCCUAUCCGAAGAUGCUUAGAUCUGCUAUCUCGACAGAAUAGGUGUUCCAUAUGGUUGCUUGCUUACAUUGCCAUUAUAACAAGUUGGCCAUUGGUAGGCUCAGCUGUCAGCAUUGUCUUUAAAAAGAAGCUCAGAUAUGUCUUACCUGCUGCCUUUUUCAGAAAACAUUCUGUUAAAUGAUCAUUGUAUUCUGUACAUGUUUUUAUCAUUUGUUGUAAUUCUGAAAUUGGCAUUAUCCUACCAAGUUACAUUUCCAUACUAAUUGUCUAUGAAAUCUUAAUAAUUCCUCAAUCAAUCCCAAUGAGUGAAGAGGCUGGACAAUGAAUAGAACAAUCAAACUUCUUUUUUUCCUUGGAACUUAGUUUUUCCAAGAGAAUAAAAUAAUUUAUGUGAACUUUUAUGAUA
Messenger RNA from Quercus robur (English oak), 2062 nucleotides. RefSeq names its product embryogenesis-associated protein EMB8. Gene Ontology annotation, molecular function: short-chain carboxylesterase activity; monoacylglycerol lipase activity. Bases 65 to 1837 code for a protein of 590 amino acids. NCBI's taxonomy places the organism in Eukaryota, Viridiplantae, Streptophyta, Magnoliopsida, Fagales, Fagaceae. The transcript is spliced from 14 exons. The record is from RefSeq and is a predicted model, not a curated record.